GAUAUGUUACCAUUUUCCACCUGCUAUCCUGGAUUUUCAUUUUCCUCAGCUCCUUCAUCAAGUGUAUUGCCGCAAAUAGAUCCUCAUAAUCCACCUAUACCAACAACAGAACACCAUCUAAAUAUAGACUCGAGAUUUGCUAACAAGACAUACGGAGAAGUUCUAAAAAUGUAUCAAACUUCUUUUAAAAAGAAGUCAAAUCUUAGUAAUGAGCUAUUGUUGAGGUGUUCAGAUUUGCUUUCAGAUAGUCCAAAAUCAGCAUCUCAUCAUUACAAAGAGGACUCCUUAAUAUCACCCAUUGAUAACAAUCAAUCAACUGCAAGUGUUGGAAACAAAAAAUCUGCAAAUCAAACAACAGCAUCAAGGAGGAAAAGAGCUGAAAAACCUUGGGUAACUGAUGAAUUAUUGGAGAAAAUCGUACAUAAUCGUGACCUUUAUGAUAAAUGGUUCAAAGUGAGAAAAAAAUUGUGCUCCUAUGAUGAAACUGACGCUAAGGGAGGAAAAUGCCCUUGUAUGACAUGCACUGAAAAGCGGACUCGUUAUACUACAUACAAUCAACACAAACUAAAACUAACUAAAGCAAAGUAUAAUGCUAAACUUGAAUACUAUGGCGUGGAUCCUAAAAAGAAAAGUGAACUCACCAAUUCAGCUCUUGUAGAUAGCAUCUUCCCAUCUGUCCCGUCUUUCAAUGAUUUUGAUCAAACGAAAAAUAAAAGUUCAACUGACAACAUCUCUGGCCUUGAUAUUGCGCCUUCUACUGAUGCUGUUCCUCAAAGUUCUUAUCCACAAGCACACAACGAUAAACCUACAUUAUCAUCAGCUAAUAAUUCAGGAGGAACAACAGCCACUAAAUCCCCCUUGUCAACACCAAUGGCUUUGGAAACCUCAAAGAAACAAUUUAACCCUGUUUCUGAACGAGAUUUUGGUCUGCAACUACGCUGUGGAAACUACUAUACUGUUGGUACUGAUAUUCCAUCAAAUCCUGAAGAAAAAGCUGUAAUUAUAACCAAUCUACGGUACGAUUUCAACCACCAACAAUCACUGAUGAAUGUAGUUAAAAAGUUCGGUCCAGUAGAGAAAUUACAUUAUCGUUUUAUGAAAAUGAGGCACAUAGCUUUGGUGGAAUACAAAGAUCAUAAAAGUGCGUUGAGAUUUAUGAUGGCCCCUGGCAACCUCUCCAUAAAGCAGCCAAGCACCCGAAAAUUCUGGCGACUGAUUUUACCAGUACCAGAUAAUGAUGCUGGUUUCGCUGCUGUUCAAGCUCAUUUGACACAGCCCCCAGCUCAAGCAAGGGUCUCAGUAAAAAGAAACAAUUUGACACAGCCUCCAGCUUUGACACAGCCCCAAAUUCCAUCCAGGGGCUUAGUGAAAAGAAACAAUGUUCCCAGGACAAUUCCUUCCACUUCUAGCACAAAGUCACAAAUGCAAGGGAGUCAUAACAAUUUUGAGAUGCAUGUUCCUGCAGUUGUUCCAAGUCUUGAGGAAACUGGAUCCAGAAACUCAACUGCUAGGACUCUGUCAUUUGCUCCAAAAAGAAAACCAAUGCUUAAACUAAGCUCUAAACCUAAAAGUUUUGAUCCAGUCAGUACCAAUGAUAUAGAAAUAAUUGAUUUAGAGGCAGUCAGCCAAGAUUCAGUUCAUGAUGAAUACGUCAUUGUGAUAAAACCAAUUGUAAUAAUCGACGAUGAAACAGUUCAUCCGAUGAAAAAAUCCGACGAAGCUAGUGCAGAGAAGAAAAAGGAGGAGCAACAUCUAUCAGCACAGCUUCUUUACAUUCUAUGGAGACUGGAUUAGGUGUCAUCACAGUUGUUUCACAGCAUGACGCAAUAAAUGUUGACACUUGCACUGGUGCUUCACAGCUUAAAAUGAAUGUUAACACAGUUGCUUCACAGCAUGUAAUGAAUGUUAACACUGGUACAUCACAACACAUGGAUGUCACCACGCCCUUUUUCACACCAGCAGGAUUAAGACUUAUACCCCACAGCUUCAAGAUACUGCCUCCCCCAAAUAGUGGUAUGGAAUAUAUUAUAACAGGAUCAUUAAGACCUACUGUGGGAUUGCAUAGAAAUCUUGUAUUACGAGGUAUUCCUUAUGAGUUAAACAUAGAGUCAAAUCUAAGAUUGCUUACUUCAUUUGGUCAAUGCAAGAUAAUCCCACGAUAUUUGGGCCUUCGGACAACUGCCUAUGUGAUGUACUGCAAUAAUAUUGAUCCUAUCAACUGCUUUAAUGGAGCUUAUAAAGUAUUGAAUCUUGAGUAUCUCAAAGUAUUUUGGAUGGAUAAGCUUCCUCUUCCUGAUCCCACUUCUCGGACCUGUAUUAAUGAAGAUACUGAUGGAGUCGAAUUGGAGUGUGCUCCAGGUGAUCUACAAACAAGGAAGAUACAGUUCAAAGCUCUCAGACAAAAAAUUCUUGCCUAUAAAACACAUAGAAAGGAACAUGCCAGAGAGAAAAUUGACAAGAGUUUCCGUUGGAAACCUUCUGGUAUCGUUAAAGCUAAACUUAUGAUGAAGAGUCAGACGCUUAUGUCAAAUAACAUCAACAUUCAGAAAGUGUUACUCACCCGGCUGGAGUCAUGUAAGAACGCUAAUACUAGAGAGCGCCUGAUGGCCAUGCUGAAGAAGCUUGAAAAGACUCAUCUUGAUCUUGUAACUACAGUCAAUUUUAAUGUUCUGAAUACUACAUCUGAGCCUGGUGACCUGUCAGUAGAACAACCACCACAGCUAGGACCGCAACCAGAACCACAGCCUGUUCCAACCCCAUCUCAACUGCCAGUUCCCACUUCUUCAAAUCCCAUUCCCAGAAACAUAAAGAUAGUCAACUUUUCUGAUCAAAAUGUCCUGCAAAACCAUUUCAUUAAGUUUGGAAAAUGCACUGUGGUCAGCUAUGUUGUGAAUAAUUCGAAUUUUAUUCUUUGUAAGUUUGAGGAAAGUAAAGAAGCAGUCUUAGCCUUUGAAAAAGGACGAGAAUUGGUUUGGUACGAGUGGGGAAAUAAAAAAGAUAUGACCCUGGAUCUGGAAUGGGGUGAUGAACAGACAGUAGAAUCACAACCUGUUCCAACCCAAUCUAAACCAAAUGAUUUCGUUCCUUCAAACCCCUAUCCCAAAAACAUAAAAAUAGUAAACUUUUCUGAUCAAGAUGUCCUGCAAAACCAUUUCCAUAAGUUUGGAAAAUGUACUGUGGUCAGCUAUGUGGUAGAAAAAUCGACGGUGAUUCUGUGUAAGUUUGACAAGAGGAAAGAAGCAGUCUUAGCUUUUAUAAGAGGACGUGAAAUGGUUUGGUCGGAGUGGGGGAAUAAAAAAGAGAUGACCCUUGAACUGGAAUGGGAUUUAAGUGCACCUGUUGAAUGAAUAUUCCAUUGAACAAUGAACAGUCUAGUUUGGAAGAGACUGUCAGUGAUUCUAGCAAAUGAACUGUAAGACUAGAAUUUGUUGUAAUCGAUUUGUUUUUGAAUUUUAUUAUAGUGUUUUUAAAUGUAAUGAUUUAUCAUAGAACAAUUAUGGAAAUUACAAUUAUUGCGUGCACUAUUAAAUUAUUUAAUAAAAUGUUUACCAUCCUUCUUCUAAAAAAUGCAGGUAACAGAAAUAACCUAGUUUAUCUAAUUAUUGUAGAUAUAAUUAUGCACGGAAAUAUUUUGAUUUACCUUAGUUUUCAAUUAAACGCUAAGUUCAAAUUAGCAUCCAUGUAUCCAUGGCUACUACUUCCUCGUUAUUUAGUUAUUUGUUUGAAAUGUUUAAAAC
Molecule: messenger RNA, 3737 nt
Organism: Bolinopsis microptera
Lineage: Eukaryota; Metazoa; Ctenophora; Tentaculata; Lobata; Bolinopsidae
Exons: 5
Coding region: 4-1794 (596 amino acids)
Molecular function (GO): nucleic acid binding
Source: RefSeq, a predicted model, not a curated record